UUCAAUCAGCCGCAGGCAACAAACAAAAAUGCUCCCCGUCCAUCUGUUCGCCGUGCCGGCAACUGCCACUCCGUCAUCGCUCGCCGCCGCAGCCGCCGACCCAUCCGGUCCGGCGGGCCUUCUCCUCUCCGCCAACCGUGUGGGUCCGCUCUAAGUAAUCCCGACUCGCGGCGAUCGUACGGCUGGCUGCCAGCCGCGCCCACCUCCACAUCCACGGCGCGCGGCAGGUGUUCGACGGAAUGCCAGCGACGCUGUGAGACGCCAUGUCGAUCCUAGACCACGCACGCGCGCAAGAUGCUAACCGCCAAGAUUGCGAGCUCGAGCCCAGUGUGCGCUUCUUCUUCGUUGGGCAUGCCCUGGCCGCACGAUGUGAUGGAUUUUACCGAGACUUUCAGAGGGAGGUGCCGGGUGCGUGCACAAAUGGAAGCAAGAAAUCCCCCCAAGUUUCAGAGCCUGCUGCAGCAAACAAAAAAUCAACAGUCCCUCAAAGCCCCCCAAGUACGCCCAGUCUCAUCAAUCUAUUGCUACUAAUCCUAUCAAAACCCAGAAAUUUUCGGUAGGUGCUAGUGAGGAACACCAAGGGUGCCAACAAUGGAGAUUGUGGUGGGUGCUUCGGAGGCCACCAUGAAAUCUCUAUUGAGGAAGCUCGGUGGCCUGCUUGCUCACGAGUAUGCUCUCAUCAGGGGCGUCCGCGGCGACAUCCAGUACAUCAACGACGAGAUGACGAGCAUGCAGGCCUUUCUUGGCGACCUCAGCAGCACUAUUCCCCAGGGCCAUGACCGCCGGAUGAAAGACUGGAUGGAGCAGAUCCGCGAUGUCACCUACGACAUCGAGGACUGCGUGGACGACUUCGCGCACCGCCUCUCCCACGACCCCGGUGGCGAAGUCUGCUGCGCGUUUGUCAUCUCCAAGGUCUAUGAGUUUUGGACGUGGCAGUCUCGCCGCGACAUUGCUUCCAGCAUUGCUGAGCUCAAGGUACGUGCGCAGCAGAUUGGCGAACGGCGUACGAGGUAUGGCGUCGAUAAUCCGAAGAGUGGCAGUGGGGAAUCCAGUGCAGUUGCCACUGGAGGAUUCCAGGCUGCCGAGAACCAACAGAUGAGCCUUGAGCUUGUUGGUACCAAGAAGCCUGUCGGAGUGGACAAGGACAUCAAGGACCUCGGGGAAUGGGUGACCUUACAACAACCAGCUGCAACAUCUCCCACAGAUCCCUCCUCAUCAGCCCCUACAUCCCAAACGGGGCCUAAGAAGAAUGGCCAAGGUGUUCUGUCCAUCGUCGGGUUCGGAGGGGUGGGCAAAACUACAAUGGCCAUGGCGUUAUACCAAAAAUUUGCUGAUCAAUUUGACUGCCGGGCCAUGGUCACGGUGUCGCAGAGCUCCGACAUAGAAGCGAUACUACAAAGCAUACAUAGUCAAGUCAUGCCACAAUCCAAAGAUGCUAACGAGAAGCAAGGCAGCAGUGGUGUCGGCACUUCGGAGAAAAAUAGCCUCGUGGCUGCCAUUGGCAGCCUGUGGGAUACUUUCAAACAGAAGGGCCACCAGGACGAUGAUCAGCCUGGUGGCAGCACCUCAGAUAUUGCACGAGAUCUCAGGAAGCACUUGGGGGAACAAAGUUACUUGCUCUUAGUUGAUGAUGUAUGGUCUGCAUCGAUGUGGGAGAAGAUAAGAAAUUCACUGCCUAAAAGUAAGAGAGGCGGCAGCAUAAUACUCACCACACGGUUUCAAGCUGUUGCUAGUGCGUGCAUAAGAGAUAAAGGAGUUCAUGUUCAUAAAGUGGGCGUACUUAGGGAUGACAAACCUAAAGAACUAUUCAUGGCCGAAUCCAAUAUGAGUGAAGAAAACCAGAAGAAAAUUCCACCUGAACUCUGGGAAAUUUGUGGGGGUCUGCCAUUGGCCAUAGUUACCAUGGCUGGGCACGCAGUCUGCAACCCAGAUAAACUAGAGAAGGACUGGAUGGAUGUUUGCACCAGGUUGGUACCGGACUCUGGGAAACCUAUUGGCCAGGAUGGAGUCACAAGGAUACUAAGCCAUUGCUACAAUGAUAUGCCUGCUGAGAUCAAGACAUGCUCCUUGUAUCUAUGCAUAUUUCCAAAGGGGCGAAACAUCAGCAGGAAGCGGCUGACCAGGCGAUGGCUAGCAGAAGGCUUCGUCAGCGAGAAGGAUGGGCUGAGUGCGGAGGAUGUCGCGGAGACAUACUUCAAUCAUCUCAUAAAGAGGAAGAUCAUACGUGCUGUGGAGCACAGCAGCAACGGGAAGGUGAAGAGCUAUCAAGUUCAUGACAUGGUUCUCCAGUACAUUGUGUCCAGGGCAAGCGAAGAGAACUUUGUCACCGUGGUUGGUGGCCACUGGCUCAUGGCGCUGCCUAGCAACAAAGUCCGUCGGCUGUCUCUCCAAGGUGGUGACUCCAAAUACAAGAAAGGAAUGGAUGGCAUGAACUUUUCUCAUGUCCGAUCUCUGACCUUGUUUGGGAGCUUGACCCUACUGCCUUCCAAUUCAUUGAAGUUUGGAAUUGUGCAAGUGCUAGAUCUUGAAGGUUGCAAUGAUUUUAAAAAGCAACAUGCCAAGGAGAUAUGCAAGAUGCUUCUACUCAAGUACCUCAGUCUCCGAAGGACAGAGAUUGACAAGAUCCCUAAGAAGAUUGGAAGGCUCCAGUAUUUGGAGACUAUUGACAUAAGGGAGACCAAUGUCACAGAGCUGCCGAGCACUGUCUGCCAGCUGGAACGACUGGUCAACAUACUUGGUGGGAACAAAAGAACACGGAAGGCAUUGAGGCUUCCAGAAGACCUGAAGAAGGAAACAAUGAAAUCCCUGCGCAUACUGUCGGGUAUCGAGAUCGAUGAGGGGUCAGCGGCUGCUGUGGCAGACCUUCAUCAUCUAACUGAACUGAGGAAGCUAGCCAUUUACAAGCUCAACAUCGGAAAGGGAAGUAAGCUUUUCAGAGAAUUAAGCUCCUCAAUUGAGUAUCUUGGUGGCUACUCUCUUCACACCCUGAUAAUCGAUGAUGAGUCAUCUGAGUUUCUAAAAUUGCUGACUGCUCUCUCUUUCCCUCCCAAGUUUCUGAAUGCUCUUGAACUGUCUGGCAAGUUGGUUGACCUCCCACAAUGGAUCACGGAACUUGAUAUCUUGACGAAGUUGACCCUCUCGUUGACGGUACUGACUACUGAUACUUUGCUCCAGUUGAGCAAGGUCAAGACACUGUUUUCUCUCACAUUUUCACUCACUUCAGCAAAGGUGGAUUCUGGUACAGCUGCCACCAUUGGGGAAAACAAGGCUGAUGGGAAGAUCAUAGUUCCAGCUAGCGGAUUUGAGGAGCUCAAACUUCUUCGCUUCUCAGCUCCAUUGGUGCCACUGCUAACCUUCCCAGAUAAUGCAAUGCCGAAGCUAGAACGGCUUGAGCUAAGGUUCAGCAAUUUGGGUGGAAUAAAUGGCAUCGAAAAUCUUCAAAAUCUAAAAGAGGUGCAUCUUAGAAUACAUGACAAAGCAGGUGGUGUUACCAAGUCUAUGGUAGACAAUAUGGCAACUGCAGCGAGGGAAGAUGACAAAGGCCCAAGAAUAAUUGUUGAUCAGUAUCACGAUCGAAGAAGUACGCAUUCAGAUCAAGGAUGCACAAAGUGAUCAACUCAGACUAGUCAAAUAAAGCAGCAUGUCAGUGAUAAACUUCGGGCUGUUUUGGUCACAGAAACACAAUAUCACAGAUGGGUCUGUUUUAAACCGGUUUGUGAUAAGCAUUCUGCCCAGCCCCAAAAAGCUUAUCACUGACACGCUUGAAGAGGCAUGGCAGUGCUAUUGCCAUCACUGACGCGUGGUCAAGGGCCGGUCAGUGAUGAGAGGCGAGUAGUGUUUUGAUCUGUAGAGGUGAAAGAUCCUUCUCUCUAAUCUACAAGUAUUCCUAUGUAUCCAUUCACACCUGUUAUACCUGAAAUAACCU
Messenger RNA from Triticum aestivum (bread wheat), 3925 nucleotides. Its product is annotated as disease resistance protein Pik-2. Gene Ontology annotation, molecular function: ADP binding. The record is from RefSeq and is a predicted model, not a curated record. Gene Ontology annotation, biological process: defense response to other organism. The transcript has 4 exons. NCBI's taxonomy places the organism in Eukaryota, Viridiplantae, Streptophyta, Magnoliopsida, Poales, Poaceae. Bases 592 to 3612 code for a protein of 1006 amino acids.